AUGCCUUCCCCCGACAGUGAGUCUCCAGACGAGACUUUCUUCAACGACCUAUCUCAACAGCCACCGGAAUCCAACACCACAAACGCCCAAGAGAUACAGCAGGAUAGCGCAAGCAGGGCAAAGAGGAUUGCUUGUGUGUUGUGUAGAAAGAGAAAACUGCGAUGCGACGGCGCCCGACCAACAUGUUCGACGUGUAAACGGCUGUCCCACGAUUGUGCCUAUGACGAAGUCAGGAAGAGAAGUGGUCCUAAGCGUGGCUACGUCAAAUUACUCGAACAACGGCUAGAACAAGUUGAGACGCUGCUCAAAAGCCAGGAUGCCGCCGAUUCCACCAAAGACACAACGCGCGCGAACGCUGCCUCCGCAUACGUCGCGAGUACCCUCAACAAUGCCACACCAAGUCCUGGAGAAAUUCCCAUCCCGACCGGAAAUUCCCAGACAGGAGCCCGUAGGCCAAGUGGCCUUGGUGCGGACCCGUUCCGUAAUGCUGGAGCGAACGGAAGCAACGCAAAGCCAGAAAACUCAUGGGAGAUGAUUGGGCUCGGUUUGGAGGAGCCUCUGCCGCCUCAAGAAGUCAUGGAUGAUUUAUAUCACAUUUACUUCACCAAAAUCCACCUCACCAUGCCCAUCAUACAUAGACCACGUUUCCUCGCCGCUUUAAAUCUGGCCCCUCAUAUGCGACCGCCAGUGUGCUUACGAUACAUCAUGUGGACACUCGCCGCUUCCGUCACGGACAAGUAUGACGAGUUACAGGAGCAUUUCUACCAGCGCUCGAGGAAGUACGCACAAAUGGACGAGAUGCGAGGUCAUGGAGAAACCACCAUGAACCUUGCCCAUUGCCAAACAUGGAUCUUGACAGGCACGUACGAGUUCAAGCAAAUGUACUUUCCAAGGGCAUGGCUAUCUGUUGGUAGGGCUGUACGAUUCGCUCAGAUGUUCCAGCUUCAUCGCCUGGACGGGUUCAGUCUAGAUGUGAAGCAAUGUCUACCUCCACCGAAAGACUGGACAGAGCGGGAAGAGCGUCGGAGAACAUUCUGGAUGGCUUUUUGCAUAGACCGAUAUGCUAGUAUCGGCACAGGCUGGCCGAUGACUAUUGAUGAACGAGACAUUAAGACGAAUUUACCAGCAAGUGAGGAAGCAUUUGAGAAGAGCAAAGAGAUGUCAACAGGAUCACUGGACCAGGUUUUGGACCACAAUGGCGAGGCAGACCUUCAAUCCUUGGGCGGUACCGUCUUCACAGCGGCCAUGUUUGGUCGCAAUCUACUUCAUUUACAUCGACCCGCGCCUGAUGAUAACGAUGGUGACAUCAACGGUGGAUACUGGAAUCGACAUCGCCAUAUUGAGCAGAUACUUCUCCAAACAUCACUAGGUCUACCUGAUCACCUACGGCUGCCCUACGGCCUCACAGAUCCCAACGUUGUCUUCGCAAACAUGUGCAUUCAUACUUCGGCAAUAUGUCUUCAUCAAGCAGCCAUCUUCAAGGCCGACAAGCAUCAUUUACCAGCCAGCGUUGGCAACGAAAGCAAGAUCCGGUGUCUGACCGCAGCGGCCGAGAUAGCAUCGAUAAUGCGAAUGAUUAGUCACAUGGAUCUGGGCGCAAUGAAUCCUUUCAUUUCCUUCUGCGUGUACGUGGCAGCGCGAGUAUUCGCCCAAUAUCUCAAGACACGACCCAACGAUCAACAAAUCAAAUCUUCGUUACGGUUUCUCUUACAAGCUAUGCAGGCCCUUCGCCGAAAGAAUCCACUUACCGAGUCGUUCCUAGCGCAGUUGGACGUCGACCUAGAGACAGCCGGCAUCCAGGGCCUGCAGCAGAAGCAGUACCUGUCGCCCAAGGACCAACUGAGCCAAGUUCCGGCAUCAAUUCAAGAUAUGACUGAGAGUAUUGGGUGUCAUUUCCAAGGGCCGGGUCAAAUGCUCGCCAGCUAUGAAGCAUCCACGGACCAACAGGAAAAACCCAAUGCGACGGCUUGCACUAACACGUUUGGAAAUAGCAAUCCAAGAACACAACCACCGUUGACCAGUACGCAGUAUGCGAGUACCGCUCCAGGCCCACCAUAUCAUGUUCACAAUAUCAACAGCAUCAACAUGAGUGUGCAGAACACGGCUUACCUGUCUGCUCAGGUUCCCCCGAACACAGUAUUCGGCCGUACAGAGUCUCAGGACUUCAUGUCUCCACAAGUAGCAUUUCGCGACAGGAGUGAUAUUGAUUUUUCUGGAGGCACCGAUCACACCAGCUCUGCAACACUAAGCUCAAAGUCGAGAGGCAGUUCGACAUCACAAUCUCCAUAUUCACCCGGUCAACCAUACGAACACAAUGUUCCAUACCGAGCGUCACCAAAGCUGGCAUACUCUGUUUCAGCGUCUGGUGCCGCUACAGGAUUUGCAGGUUUCGCGUCUACCAACGAGGCCUUGAUUGUGAAUAAUUCGAAUCCUUUGGGCAACAUGGAUAACAAUGCCUAUGAUGACAGCUUCAUGAUGGGCAACGAAUGGGACUACACGGGUCUGAACGUUGGAACAGGUCUCACGCCAAUGGUGGAUACGUCGUGGGAUGCGGCGCUGGAGAGUGUAACAAUGGGAUGGGAAUCGGUUGGGCCUUCGCAGGACGAACAGGCGCAGGCAUCUGUUGUACGGUGA
Pyrenophora tritici-repentis Pt-1C-BFP is the source of this 2634-nucleotide messenger RNA. Its product is annotated as binuclear zinc transcription factor. Lineage: Eukaryota; Fungi; Ascomycota; Dothideomycetes; Pleosporales; Pleosporaceae. Gene Ontology annotation, cellular component: nucleus. Gene Ontology annotation, molecular function: DNA binding; DNA-binding transcription factor activity, RNA polymerase II-specific; zinc ion binding. Gene Ontology annotation, biological process: DNA-templated transcription; regulation of DNA-templated transcription. The record is from RefSeq and is a predicted model, not a curated record.